Molecule: messenger RNA, 1656 nt
Organism: Monascus purpureus
Lineage: Eukaryota; Fungi; Ascomycota; Eurotiomycetes; Eurotiales; Aspergillaceae
Source: the annotation of a GenBank genome assembly
AUGCUUCAAACGACUUCUUCCUCCCGGGCCGCGGUGCGCCGUACGGUGGCCUCAUUGACACAUGCUGCCCCGAGACGCUCUUCCUCCGCACUCUCCGCAGUUGUCCGCUUUAACAAUGCCCGCGCGUGCUCCGUCCUCUGCACCCCUCGCUCCCUGAGCUCCAAUUCUACUCCUCUGCAACGAUUUCCCCGUCUCCAGUCCUGGAACGCCUCUUCGAUCAAGAGAACUUUUGCUUCUACGCCCAACAUGGCAGCUGGUACUCGGAUAGAAACAGAUGCCUUUGGUGAAAUCGAGGUCCCUGCAGACAAGUACUGGGGUGCUCAAACCCAGCGCUCGCUGGGUAACUUUGAUAUCAACCAGCCCCAGGACCGCAUGCCCCCCGCCGUGGUCAGGGCUUUCGGUAUCCUUAAGGGCGCUGCUGCUGAAGUGAACAUGAAAUUUGGCCUCGACCCCAAGAUCGGUCAGGCCAUCAAGCAGGCCGCUGCCGAGGUUGCCGAGGGCAAGCUGAUGGACCACUUUCCGCUCGUCGUAUGGCAGACCGGUUCCGGUACCCAGUCCAACAUGAACGCCAACGAGGUCAUCUCCAACCGUGCAAUUGAGAUUCUCGGAGGACAAAUGGGUUCCAAGAAGCCCGUCCACCCCAACGACCACGUCAACAGGUCCGCCUCCUCCAAUGACUCCUUCCCCACCGUCAUGCACAUCGCUGCAGUUCUAGAGUUCGAGAACACUCUUCUGCCAUCCCUGAAGAACCUGCGCAAUGCUCUCCAGACCAAGGUGGAGAAGUUCGAGAAGAUCAUCAAGAUCGGAAGAACCCACCUGCAGGACGCCACCCCUCUCACCCUUGGCCAGGAGUUCUCUGGCUACGUUGCUCAGCUCGACCGCAACAUUGAGCGCAUCGAGAGCGCCCUUCCCCAUCUCCGCCUCCUUGCCCAGGGUGGAACGGCUGUCGGUACCGGUCUGAACACCUUCAAGGGCUUUGACGAGGCCAUCGCUGCCGAGGUCAGCAGGAUCACCGGUACCGAGUUCAAGACCGCCCCCAACAAGUUCGAGGUUCUCGCUGCCCACGACUCCAUCGUUGAAGCCUCUGGUGCCCUGAACACCCUGGCUUGCUCCCUCUUCAAGAUUGCACAGGAUAUCCGUUAUCUCGGAUCCGGUCCCCGCUGCGGUCUGGCCGAGUUGAACCUCCCGGAGAACGAGCCCGGUUCCUCGAUCAUGCCCGGAAAGGUGAACCCGACCCAGUGUGAGGCUCUCACCAUGGUCUGCGCUCAGGUCAUGGGUAACCACGUUGCCGCCACUGUCAGCGGUAUGAACGGCCAGUUUGAGCUGAACGUCUUCAAGCCCGUCCUCAUCCGAAACCUCCUUCACAGUGUGCGCAUUGUCUCCGACGGCAUGAACAGCUUCCGAGUCCACCUGGUUGACGGACUGACGGCAAACGAAGGACGCAUCAGCGAGCUGCUGCACAAGAGUCUUAUGCUUGUGACCUGCCUCAACCCCAUUAUUGGCUACGACAUGGCUUCCAAGGUAGCCAAGAAUGCCCACAAGAAGGGCAUUACCCUCAAGGAGAGUGCCCUGCAACUCAAGGCUCUCAGCGAAGAGGACUUUGACAAGUAUGUCCGCCCAGAGCUGAUGCUGCACCCCAAGGAGGCCAAGUUGUAG